Porites lobata is the source of this 1446-nucleotide messenger RNA. NCBI's taxonomy places the organism in Eukaryota, Metazoa, Cnidaria, Anthozoa, Scleractinia, Poritidae. The record is from the annotation of a GenBank genome assembly.
AUGUCAAGAAAGGCAACAUCAAGAUAUGGGAUGAGAAAAAGUUUCCUGCCAAAACCUGUUAAGAAGAAGUCCGAAUCCGAUGACAGCAAAAAGAUACAUAAAGACUAUCACCGACACCGUUCAUGUCCGAUUGAGGGUUGCAAGUCAGUGGUGAAGCACUUGUCCGCUCAUUUACGGCAAGUGCAUAGGGACAUCCCGGUAGGGUCACCUUUGUACAAAAAAACUUUGAAAGAAGCUGGUCCUACGAAAACGUGGAUACCUUCGAAAAAAGCUAAAUGUUCUCGUUCAGAGAUGGAUACAUUGCACUCCCCUUCGGAUCAGUCUGAAAAAGAGGUAGAGAUGACAAAUAACACUGGUCCUUCCGACGUACCGUCAAAUAACGAAGAGCUAGAAAUUAUGGAAUUGGCAGAAGAUGUUGGUUUCUCAAAUGAGGAACAAAAGCUCGAUGUGAUGUUCUCCUUUUGCAGUUGGUUGCAGUCUGCAGAUGGCGGUAGAAAGGAUCCUAAGCUAUCCAAACAUGCCUCCCAGUUGUCCCGUAUUCUGGAAAUAAUUGACCCAACAAAGAACUUGAGGUCUUUGUUUAGAAAGAGUCUUCUUCGGGACAUUUUUUUAAAGCAUGCAGAAACGAAGUAUACCGCUGAUACCAUUAAGGCGUAUCUUCUCAGUUUGAGGCAUUUCUGUUCGUACGUGACAUCAGAGAAACCUGAGUGUGUAGAUGUUGAUCCUGCCCUUGUCAGCCAAAUUGCAGAGAAAGCACGUCUUUGGUCCAUGUCUUCCAAAAAGUAUAACAAACGGAGGCAUCUAGAGAAGAUGAACAAGGACCUCAACAACCUAGUAACCCCUGAUAUGAUCAAUGAGUUUGAACGGAGUGAGUCGGCACGGAGCGUUGUCGGAUACAUAGAAAAACUCACUGGAGCGCAUUCACUGGUUGUAAACCAAGCCGUGUACACUCUUAUCAGAGAUUUUCUACUCCUUGAAAUUACCAUUGCAAAUGCACACCGAUCUGGCGUGUUAGCUAAUAUGACAGUUGGCGAAUUUAAGGCUGCAAAGGAAAAGCAGGAUAGCAUCGUCAUAAGUGUCAAGAAGCACAAAACAGCGGACACUCACGGCCCAGCGCGCGUGGUGUUGUCGCCAACCCUAUUUUCGUAUUUACAAGUGUACUUCAACGAAGUGCGAAGCAGGGUGUUGGAUUCCACCAGUAAUGAGAAUGAGAGUGACAAAGCUUACGUAUUUUUAUCUUGGAAUGGGGCAAAGAUGGAGUCUGGCCAAAUCUGCACUGCUAUAAAUGCAGCAUUGGGAAAAGGCGGAAUGCAAGGGCACAUCUCAUCAACUUUGUUUCGCAAGUCUGCUGUCACGAAUGUGCACGCGCGGCAUAACGAGUUGAGAUCAGAUUUGGCCGACCUUAUGGCGCAUAAAGAGACCACCGCACAGAUUUUAUCGCCUUAA